AUGCUUCGCUUGUCCGAUAAAUCACCAGGUCCUUCCUGGGCAGCCAUUGUACCGGUAUCAUUCAACAUUUAUUCAUCAACGAAUCCUGACAUGAUAACUGUUUAUUAUUAUCCUAAAGACGCAACUGCUGACCCUUUGGGUGAUGAUAAUUUUACGAGUUUCAAAAAACAGUUAAUCAGUUUUAAUGUUUUAAAGAAUGGUGUUAAAUCUAUUGACUAUAUAGACGACGAAGAUGAUGUCAUUCAUAUUGAUUCUGAACAAGAAUUCAUGGAAGCAAUAAAGUUUGCUAAGGCGUACAAAGAGAAAAAUGGCCAGAGUGUUUUCUUGCUGAUUGAUGAAAAAUCUGAGCGAGAAGCUAAUUCUGAGAACGCUAAAAUAUCAACUGACGAUGACAAAGCAGAACUGAUGGAAGAGGAAAGCAAAGUUGAUGUUUUAACAUCCCAGCAAAGUGAAACCGUUACGCAGAAUGAUUUCAAGCAUAAUAGAUACAACUGCAUUAAUAAAAAAUCCAAGUCAAGUAAAGCUGAUGAUAAAUCAGAACCAAACGCUUGCUGUAAAAAUUAUUUAGAACAGUUUAAGCAAGAGAUUAUUACUGAAGUAACGAAGAAUGUUUUAAAAAAAUUAUCCACCGCUUUGAAUUCAUCAGAAAUUGAUGCAGAGAUAAAAAUUGAAGAAAGUCGUGAUAAAUUGUAUCACCAUACUCCGCAACCUGCUUACUCACAUGAAAGUUCAUUGGGAAAUCAUAAUUAUUUACCAAAGAACCCACUGCUUUCUGGUUUUACGAGGCACCAAGGGCCCAUUUAUCCGAUAAAUCCGAUAAAUCAUGAAAACAAACAUGACUUUAGAAAUAGUAUGAUUGGUGGCAACUAUACUGUGAUGAAACCGCCAAAUUAUUAUUGUCCACCUUAUUGGUUCCAGAGACCAACAAACUUAGCUCCCACUUACUUGAGACCGAACAAUUUGGCUCAACAACACAUACAAUAUCCCCCAUUGGUAUUCCCAGAAACUGUUGAGAGUAAUCAUUUAACCCGCAGUGAAACAGCAUUUGGCAAUGAACUCUUGCGUAAAGUUAUAAAAGAAGAUUUGGAAUCCCAGCAUAUGGCUGUUAUUUCUAACUCUACUUCUACUCCCGCUGAAAAGAAGAGUUCCAACGAUCAGAAAAAGAAACCCAAAAUAACAAAUUUAGUUGUGCUUAAACGUGAUGACUUGACUCAAGAACAGAAGAGUUUAAUCGAUCAGUUCAAAAAAAUUAAAUCCAAGAGGCCAAAUGUUCUAGAGAUGAAAUCGACAAUUAAAAAAAUCGCAGCGCCUUCUCCAAAGAAAUCAAGCUCUUCAAAAAUAAAAAAUAAAUCUAAAAUCGAAAAAGAAUUAACGUUGAACGCCAAGAUGUUAUCUAACUUGAAAUUAGACAGCGAAGAAGUUCAAAAGACUGGCGGAUGCAAAAGAAAGUCUCACUCUACUGAUGAAAAUCGUACUGAUAAAUCCUACAGCUGCGACGAUCCUUUGAAUUCAGUGAUCCAAAAUCCCCCAGAUGCAAUAACAUUCGAAACAUAUGAGAAGCUAAUGAGAAAAAAACUUGACCAAGAGAGGCAAUUUAAAGUCAAUUUUUUAAAGAACAUGAGGAUUUUCCCAAAUCCAUCAGUGAUUCCAGUUAAAGAUGAAAUAAAAGACGCUAAGGACAAUGUUAAAGAGACCUGGUCUCAAGACACUAAUCAAUCUGACGGCGAAGUCAAUGACAAGACAGUACAUGAUCAAGAUGAACAAUCUACCAGUGAUGAUAUCAGUACACUUUCAGAAACAAGUAGUCUGUCUGAAGUAAGCGAGAAUAAUUUUGAGCUUGUUUAUUACGACGAAGAAACUAAUAACGUUGAUGUUAAAGCAAAGAAGCGUGUUUCAUUGAGCUUAGAUACCAAAGAAAAUUCGGUUACAAAAAAUACUUCUGCAGAUUCAGUUAAACAAGAUGGUGGUUCUGUAAAAAAUAAGCCGACUAAAACCGAAGAAGGGUCAAAAAAAUCUGAAGAUCCGAAGAAAGAAGUACGUUUUGACGUAGUGAUUGAAGACAUUGGGCCUGACAAUGAGUCUGAGGAAUUAAUUCCGGAAUUAACCAAACGUCAAGGUGGUGAUUAUUCAUAUGUACGUGAAACUUUACCUAAAGCUAAAGAAGUUGUUGCAGAGACAUCGGAAGCUACCGAAAAAAAUAACAAGAAAGAAUCAGACUGUAACAAGCAGCAAAGUAAGCCUACAUCAAAUAUUAUAGGAGACAUCUGUACUUUUUGGGAUACUUAUUCCGUACCAAAAUCUCACAUAGAUAUAAAAACUUUUACAGAUAAGAAGAGCCAACAUAACUAUCCAAGUUACCCAACACCUGUUCCAGACGUAUCCUCAAGCUGCUUUGUGGUUCAUCCAUCAGCCCCGAAGUCGCCAAAGACUGAAAAAAAAAUAAGGGAAUUAGAAAAAACUAUGAAACAGACUAAGAAAGAAUUACAAGAAGCUGAAAAAAAAUUAUGGGCGUACCAUGAAAAGUCAAACAGCAAAACUCCUCAAGAUGAACACACCCCUAGUAACUUGAACUAUCCAUUGCCAUCGAGCGUACCUUUAUGUCCAACUUACACUACAAGUGCUUCUUGUAGCUACUCUAACGAUCCUAAAAAUAACCCUGAUCCUUUUUCAUAUGGAUAUUUGCACUCUCGCAGACACAGUAACCCGACUAGAAUGAUUCCUCCUCCUAUGUAUGUACCACCACCACCACCACCACCACCAGCUUUCUACCCGCAAAAUUACGCGCCACAAAAUUUCUCUUCACCCGGCUUCGAUCCUUACGUUCCGAUGACAACACUGGAAAAUAUUGCUCCAUUUGCAUUUCAAUCUAGCUCAGCCAGCGGUUUUGAUCCCAUGAAGUCAUUCCAUGAGAAUGUUGCUACCGAAGCUGCUGCUCAGGCUUACGCUCAUGCUCGUAAAGCCGUUGAUAAUUACUUUAACAAGCAGGUAAAUUAUUUCCUCAAAUCAUCAAAUAAUUAA
Cotesia congregata is the source of this 3018-nucleotide messenger RNA. The record is from the annotation of a GenBank genome assembly. NCBI's taxonomy places the organism in Eukaryota, Metazoa, Arthropoda, Insecta, Hymenoptera, Braconidae.